Molecule: messenger RNA, 558 nt
Organism: Botrytis sinoallii
Lineage: Eukaryota; Fungi; Ascomycota; Leotiomycetes; Helotiales; Sclerotiniaceae
Exons: 2
Coding region: 1-558 (185 amino acids)
Source: RefSeq, a predicted model, not a curated record
AUGGUUUAUCCUCAACUAGUACAGGGAAAGAUUUACACUUUCAUUCCUGACUCAGAGAUCCAUCAUUUGGGUAUAACUCUCGAUGACAACAUUGAAGAGAUUGUGCGUAAGCACAUGGUUAUCUGUCUUGGUAUUGUGCGCAGUAGACCUAACUACGUGAAAGUGAUGACGAUUACCUCGACCGUUAAAAACAAUCACGAAUAUGUGCCUAUAGCCCCCACACCCAAAAAACCAUAUCCUAUACAAAUCCAACUCCGCAACAGCUCGGGCUAUUCUCGUGGACAGUGGGUACGUCGCUUCACUGCACUGCGUCUAGACUCGUAUCUCAAAAUCGAUGCCUGCUACGAGGUUCCCAUUCAAGCCCUUGAGCAGGUUUUUGAUUGCUACGGAAAUCCAUUGUCUAUCCGACCUGGACGCGGCGCGGGAGGAUUACCGCAACUAAAUGAUUACAUUCGACGUCGUGAUAGCAUCCGCGAGAUGGAAAUGACAUAUCGCGACGUGGAGAAGCAAGAUGAAUUAUUUGAAGCGAUGGAGAAUUUGAAUUUGAGCGAUGGCUGA